This is a messenger RNA of Agelaius phoeniceus (red-winged blackbird), 1086 nucleotides long. RefSeq names its product carbohydrate sulfotransferase 4 (gene CHST4). Lineage: Eukaryota; Metazoa; Chordata; Aves; Passeriformes; Icteridae. Gene Ontology annotation, biological process: sulfur compound metabolic process; N-acetylglucosamine metabolic process. Gene Ontology annotation, molecular function: N-acetylglucosamine 6-O-sulfotransferase activity. The record is from RefSeq and is a predicted model, not a curated record.
AUGGAGGAAAAACCUUCUCCUGUCCACAUCCUUAUUCUCUCCUCCUGGCGGUCAGGAUCCUCCUUCACUGGACAAAUUUUCAGCCAGCACCCCAGUGUCUUCUACCUGAUGGAGCCUGCAUGGCACGUGUGGGUUAAGAUGUACCAGAACAGUGCCAAAGUCUUACACAUGGCAGUGCGGGACUUAGUCAGGUCCGUCUUUCUGUGUGACAUGUCUGUGUUUGAUGCUUACAUGUCUAGCCAGAAGAAAAAGUCUGAUUUAUUUCAGUGGGAGACUAGCCGAGCCUUGUGCUCCCCACCUGCCUGUGACUCAUUCAGUCGCAGUGACAUAAUCACUGCAGGGAAUUGCAAAACCAUCUGUGGCAAGUACCCAUUCAGCAAGGUGGAGGAAGCUUGUAAAACCUAUAGCCAUGUUGCCAUCAAGGAAGUAAGGUUCUUUGACCUGAAAGUUCUCUAUCCCCUUCUCACCGAUCCAUCCCUGAACCUCAAAAUCAUUCACUUGGUACGUGAUCCUCGGGCUGUGUUCAGGUCCCGAGAGAAUACAAUGGCAGACCUGAAACGCGACAGUAACAUUGUUGUGGGGUCUCGGAAGACAAAGGGAGAAAUGGGGCCCUACAACACAAUGCAGGUAAUCUGCAAAAGCCACGUUGAGAUAUACAAGGCAGGAAGUCAGGCUGCUCCAAGCUUCCUGAAAGACCGGUAUCUGCUGGUUCGCUAUGAAGACAUUGUCAGAGACCCCCUAGCAAGGGCUGCUGAGAUGUACAGGUUUGCAGAACUCCAUUUCACACCAGAGCUUCAGAAGUGGGUCCACAACAUCACCCAUGGAAAAGGUGACGGAGCACAGGCCUUUGAUAUUGGGUCGAGAGAUGCACUGAGAGUAUCCCAGGCCUGGAGAAACACACUUCCCUUCCAGAAAAUAGAAAAAGUGCAAAAUGUGUGCAAAGAUGCAAUGGAUUUGCUGGGCUACCGGCUAGUUCAGUCUGAAGAAGAGCAGAAAAAUAUGUCUCUGGAUCUUUUGUUUGCCCAGAACUCCUCUGAGCAUCAAAUUUUGAAGGCAGAAAAGCUGGUCUCUGCAUCUACUUUCUGA